Messenger RNA from Capsicum annuum, 3753 nucleotides. Its product is annotated as WD repeat-containing protein 3-like. The record is from RefSeq and is a predicted model, not a curated record. Gene Ontology annotation, cellular component: Pwp2p-containing subcomplex of 90S preribosome; small-subunit processome. Gene Ontology annotation, biological process: maturation of SSU-rRNA. The transcript is spliced from 11 exons. Bases 625 to 3471 code for a protein of 948 amino acids. Gene Ontology annotation, molecular function: protein binding; snoRNA binding. NCBI's taxonomy places the organism in Eukaryota, Viridiplantae, Streptophyta, Magnoliopsida, Solanales, Solanaceae.
AAAGGAAAAAAAGCCCGGUGUUCUUUGGGUUCAGGAUUUUUUUUUUCUUUAUCUUUUUAUCAAUUAGUUUAGGUUUAGGUUUAGGUUUAGGUUUAGGUUUAGUUUCUAUAUAUAAAUAAUUUUAUUGUAUCCACAACAUGCAAUGCAACACAUCUACAAGCCAAUAUUUUUAGAUGUAAUUUUCAUCUUUUUUUCUUUUCAUGAGUUGAAGUUUUGCUCCUAUUAGUCUGUUAGAGUCUUUGAAAAAAGAUAUUUCAUAUCCCACAAAAUAAUCUAGAUUUAUGGUUCUACUUAGUCCAGUUUGGUGCUGAAUAAGUUUUAAGUUGAACCAUGUAUCGAAAUUAUUAACUUUCUUUGUUUUCAGAUAUCAUGGUUGGUCAAAGUUGAGAAAUUGAUGUGUUACUACUUUAAUUCAUCUCAAGCUUUUAUAGCUUUAUCAUAAGAAUAUAUGAUUAUGGUGUCAUUACAAAUCCAGUUUGUCUAGAAUUCUUUUUGGUUUAUUUUUUAGAUUUCAUUCUAUAGCCUAAUAAAAAAAUUACAUAAAAUUAUUUAGAGUUUUUUUGCUUGGGUUACAAGUUAUUAGGAUAUUCACGGAGAAGCAUAAACCCUAGACGUGAAUAAAAGAUGGUGAAAGCAUAUCUUCGGUAUGAGCCGGCAGCAUGUUUUGGGGUUAUAGUUUCGGGUGAAUCAAACAUAGCCUUUGACAAGUUUGGUGAACACUUGAUAGUGCCGGCUUUAGAUAAAAUUUGCAUAUGGCAUACAAGAUGGGGUGAGUGUUCCAAAACUCUAGUUCGAUCAUACUCAAAACCUUCUCUUGCCGUUGUGACAUGCAUUGCUUCUUCUCCUUCUGAGUCCUCAUCUCAGAUAGCAAGUGGUUAUGCUGAAGGAAGCAUUAGGAUCUGGGAUUUUGAGAAAGGGAUAUGUGACACAACACUGAAUGGGCAUAGACGGGCUGUGACUGCCCUACAAUACAAUAAGCCUGGAUCAUUACUAGCUUCAGGAGGCAAAGAUAAUGAUGUUAUUUUAUGGGAUGUGGUGGGUGAGACUGGCCUGUUUCGCCUUCGAGGACAUCGUGAUCAGGUUACUGAUCUUGUGUUCUUAGAUUCAGGAAGAAAACUGGUAACGGCUUCUAAGGACAAAUUUUUGAGGGUAUGGGAUCUUGAUAUUCAACACUGCAUGCAGAUUAUAAGUGGCCAUCAUACUGAAAUAUGGUCCAUAGAUAUUGACCCUGAGGAACGAUAUCUGGUCACAGGUUCUGCUGACCCUGAGCUUCGUUUUUAUACUGUAAAGCAUGAUUUAGCUGAUGGACAAUUGAUUGCUAACAAAAGCGAAAAAGAUGUAAAUAAGGAGUUGGCUACUGAAAACAAAUGGGAAGUACUGAAGUUAUUUGGUGAAAUUCAGCGCCAAAGCAAUGAUAGAGUUGCAACAGUGAGGUUUAACACGACUGGAAACCUGCUGGCUUGUCAAGUUGCAGGGAAGAUGGUGGAAGUAUUCUGUGUGCUGAAUGAGUCUGAAUCCAAACGCAAAGCGAAAAGAAGAAUCAGUAGAAAGAAGAAGAAGAAAGUUGCCAAAGAAGGCAGAGCUGAAGGAGGCACCAAUCCUGUUGUUACAGCUGCGGAUAUCUUCAAGCUUUAUCAGACUCUACGGGCUGGAAAGAAGAUCUCCUCAAUUUCUUUCUUCCCAUCCCAAGCUACUUCACAGAAUCCAGUGUCUACCUUAGCUUUGUCUUUGAACAAUAAUUUAUUGGAAUUUCAUGAUAUAGGAAGCAGUUCAAGUACCACAUUGAAUCCUAAAUUGCAUCCUAUUGAACUUCAGGGGCAUCGUGCUGAUAUCAGAAGUGUUACUCUCAGCUCAAAUAACACUCGUUUGAUGUCGACUAGUCACAAUGCAAUAAAAAUAUGGAACCCUACUACUCUUUCUUGCCUCCACACAAUUAAGUCAGGAUAUGGUCUCUGUGGACUGUUUCUUCCAGGUAACAAUUAUGCGGUCAUUGGUACAAAGGGUGGGACCUUGGAAUUUAUUGAUGUUAAUAAUGGUAAAUGUGUGGAAGUAGUGGAAGCCCAUGGCGGUUCUGUUCACUCAAUUGCUUUAACUCCAGAUAGGACAGGUUUUCUCACUGGCAGUGCCGAUCACGACAUUAAAUUCUGGGAAUUUCAAAUUGUGCAAAAGGCUGGUGAAGACUCUAAGCAUUUAACUGCAUCUCCUACAAGGAGCUUAAAAAUGAAUGAUGAUGUUCUAGCCAUUGCUGUGAGCCUUGAUGGUAAAUUUAUCGUUGUUGCCUUGUUGGAUAGCACAAUAAAGGUCUUCUAUAUGGAUUCACUCAAGUCCACUUUUUCACUCUACGGUCAUAAGCUGCCUGUAUUGUGUGUGGAUAUUUCUUCAGAUGUGGCUCUGCUUGUAAGUGGCUCUGCGGACAAAAAUGUGAAAAUUUGGGAUCUAGGUCACGGAUAUUGUCUCAAGUCACUUUUCGCGCAUGCCGACAGUGUAACGGGAGUUAAGUUUGUGCCCAACACACAUUACUUUUUUACUGUGGGAAAAGAUUGCCUGGUGAAGUACUGGGAUGCUGACAAGUUUGAGUUGCUUUUAACCCUCGAAGGUCACCAUGCUGAAGUUUGGUGUCUUGCUAUGAGCAGCCGUGGUGAUUUUAUUGUUACAGGAUCACAUGAUCGUUCCUUACGUCGUUGGGAUCGUACUGAAGAACCAUUUUUUAUUGAGGAAGAGAAAGAAAAGAGAUUGGAAGAGAUGUUUGAAUCAAACAUUAACAACGCAUUUGAGAAUACGUAUGAAUCUAAGGAAGAACCUCCAGAGGAGGGAGCUGUGGCAUUAGAGGGGAAAAAGACUCUAGAAACUCUUACUGCAACCGAUGUCAUCAUUGAAGCACUGGACAUGGCUGAUGCUGAACUGAAGCGUGUUGCUGAACAUCAGGAUGACAAAUCAAAGGGCAGAGUUUCAGAAUUCAGACCGAAUAUUCUCAUGCUUGGGCUUUCUCCUUCAGAUUAUGUUCUUCAGGCAUUUUCUAGUGUUCGUACUAAUGAUAUGGAACAAGCUUUGCUGGCUUUACCCUUUUCUGAUGCUCUGAAGCUCCUGUCAUACCUGGAGAAUUGGGCCUCUGUACCAGAUAAGGUGGAGCUUGCUUGUAAGGUUGCAACAAUAAUAAUGCAAUAUCAUCAUCACCAGCUGAUUUCAACGGUCUCCGCCAAACACCUAGUCACCCGUCUAAGAGACAUUCUUCAUCGUAAUAUUAAGGAAUUUAAAGAUCUCAUUGGUUACAACCUUGAAGCAAUGCGUCAUUCCUUGCAAUUGAUAUCUCAGCGGUCAGGUGCUUUCUCUCUAGAUGUAAAGACAGAGACUGGAUUAUGGAAGAUGCGCUCAGACAAUGUAAAACGUAUUGAAGCAAGAGCAGCCACAAAUCAAGAAAAGGAGAGAAAGAAGAAGAAACAGAAGUCGGACGGAGGACAUGUUUGGUCUUGAGAAAGAAGAGAACACAUUAGUGACUUGCGGAAAUGAACGAUCCCAUUAGAUGCAUUUCAGAGAUGUUUUUUAGUUUUAAAAGUUUAGGAUAGUGAUGUAUAAAAAGGGUUUGAGGGGACAUUUUUGUUAUUUCAACCAUUUUAUCCCAGAAUCAUUACUCCUUCUAGAGGCCGGGAUACCAACAACAAAUAUCAGGUAACUUUGUCCACAAAUGAGAAGAAUCGUCUAAUAUUUUUUCGUCUGUCGAAUUUGUAUCUGACCUUAAUUUGAGCCCUUGUUAAA